Molecule: messenger RNA, 1095 nt
Organism: Didymodactylos carnosus
Lineage: Eukaryota; Metazoa; Rotifera; Eurotatoria; Philodinida; Philodinidae
Source: the annotation of a GenBank genome assembly
AUGACUCAACCAGCGAGUGCUUUCUAUCUCGCAUGUCGCAAUGGCGAUCUUGCUACGGUUCAGCGUCUCCUUCCAACGCUAAGCAUGCACGAAAUCAACCAGACAGAACCAAAUGGUAGUACCAGUCUGCACGCUGCAUCUUUUUACAACCACCCAGAGGUAGUAAAAAUUCUCCUUGACCAUAAUGCUAUACCAAGUGUCUUGAACCAAAAGAACUUAACACCCGCCGAGGAAGCUGCUACAGAGGAGAUCAAACAGCUCUUUUUGCGCCCCCAUGUCGUCACCAGAGAACGCUUUCAAACUCAUGCGUUUAGCCAUGCAUUACAAUGGGUGUGGUCGAAUACCUAUGAAGUUAAUGGAACUUUUGAAGGAUGGACACCUACACUUGCAGAGAGGAAUCGGUAUUAUAUGGCUGACAUGGAUGUUACGACGGCUGCUGCGCGCAUUCUGGAAGAUUAUAGAUUUCGACACGUGUUGGACAUGAAUAAAGUUCGCCCCUUCCUCGAAAAGGCCGAGGAAACAGACGAUCCUGUGUGGCUACUGAAAGCCUAUACGACCACUAGUGGAUUUCAUAAGACACUGAAUGAAGCCUUGGCAAAGGGGCGAUCACUCUUCGAUAAGCACGACCGGGAAAACUAUCAUGAAAGUAUUUAUGAAUUCGUUGGUUGCUUCAUUUGUCGCCUAAGUCCCGACAAAUUGCAUAAAUACCGCUACAGUGGUAUUUCGUAUCGUGGAGUGACGCUUCUUCGCGAAGAUUUUGAAAAAAACUACACAGUUGGCAAUGUAUUUAUGAUCAAGCCAUUUACGUCAACGUCAAAAAUCCGUCAGGUGGCUGAACUUUUUAUAGCAUCUUCUUGGAGUGGUUCUUCCGAGCUUCCCGUCAUAUGUAUUUUCGACACUACGGGUAAACCACGAAAAUCCCACCCAGUGUGUAAGUCCAGGCCGCCGCCUAUAGCACUUGAGAUAUCAUCCUUCUCGCAGUUUCCAAACGAAGAAGAAGUGCUUAUCCUUGCACAUACCGCAUUCAGUAUUCAAAGCAUUGAAUAUUUACCAUCUGGAAUAAUCGAAAUCAAACUUGAUUGGUUUUGGGAUUAA